AUGAUCCUGGCUGAUCGAAAAUCUCCCUCACAUCCUUUGAACAUCAAAUGGCUGGGCUCUAUUGCUAAGGUUCCGGAAUAUUUGAAGAGCCUUGAUAAGCCUCUUAAUACCGAGACUACCUUUCAGGAUUGGGCUCGGAAGGCUCACCAAUUUUCUGGAAAGCGAGCACUGCUUAACAUCAAGAUGGAGAAGCCGGUUUCUGAGGCUGCUCAAAUGGCGUCACUUACAUUUGUUGUAAUGAAGAGUGAAGUUUUUGAAAGGGCUUCUCGCAAGAUCCGCACCAGUGAUGGACAACCGGUCGAAAGGGUCCAUGGAGAUCAAGACGAUGUCCAUGCACACGAUGCCUUGGUAUCCAAGUUACUCAAGCAAGGCAAGCUUGACCCUAGGAUCAAUCGACAAAUCCACAUUUAUUGGAUCCCUAAAGAUAACUUCAAACACUAUGUCUUGCUUACCAGGGGUCACGCAAUCAAAUGGGCCAAGGCAAUACGUGAUCCUGAUAUCCAUGGAAUAUGUCCUCUCAACCCUCCUCGCGAGUUGUGGACGGCUGUGACGGCUGAUCCACCUCCAAGCCGCACUCCAAAGCACCGUCACGGGUAUGUUGAUGGUCUUUCUGAGAUCAGAAACAAACAACUUCGUCCAGCUCCAGCAUGUUCAUUGUUGGAUCGUCCGACUGCUAAGAUGGAGGAGUACAUUGAUUUUCUCAAGAUUGAUGAUCCCGAAGUCUUGAAAGUGCUCACUCGUGAGAAGAUCACCGAUUAUCACCAAUUCAGCUCAGGAUCGAUAACCAAGGAUGAUCUUAAAAGUCUCGAUCCAUGUUUUCGCUUGGGAGUUAUCAGCAAACUUUUAGAUAAUGUUAAGCACUUUGACAUGGUCCUGAAGUCAAGGACUGAAUGA
This is a messenger RNA of Melampsora larici-populina 98AG31, 894 nucleotides long. RefSeq lists its product as uncharacterized. The coding region runs from base 1 to 894 and encodes 297 amino acids. The transcript has 4 exons. NCBI's taxonomy places the organism in Eukaryota, Fungi, Basidiomycota, Pucciniomycetes, Pucciniales, Melampsoraceae. The record is from RefSeq and is a predicted model, not a curated record.